AUGAACGGCGCCAUUAGAGCGCUGUAUAUCUACGACGAGUACAAUGUACCCAUUCUAGAACAUGUGUAUCGGUCUCGGCCGCCUUCCGCAUCCUCUCUCAUAUCGCUGUUCCUAGCACACCCCGCACCACGUCCCUCGCUGCUAUACCUCACAGAGACCUCUCCUGCCGUGACAGUGUUUUCGAUAUCACAUUCAAAUCUACUUUUUCUUUCUCCGAGCGAUGUUGACACGGAACCCCUCCUUGUUCUCGAGUUCCUACAUAGAGUCGUCGACGUGCUAGAGGAUUUUGUGGGCGCUCCUCUGUUGUCGACAAAACUACAAUCAAAUUACGAUGUAGUCGCACAGCUUUUGACGGAGAUGUGCGAUGCAGGGCUGGUGAGCAACACAGAAAUCAAUGCUCUUCAGGAGAAUGUUGAAACUGCGGGUUGGAUGAACAAGUUUCUGGGCGGUGUUGGAUUACCGCGCGCGGCCUCUCCGAGUACAGCGUCACUCAAUCCACUCAAACCGCAAUUAUCCAAUCCUAGGGCUACCUCAGCUCUCGGGCCAGCUAUACCAUGGCGGCGGCCAGGCGUGCGGCAUACUUCGAACGAAAUAUACGUUGAUAUCAUCGAGACCCUCUCGGUAACAAUAGCCCCCUCUGGACGACUUCUCUCUGCAUUAGCGUCAGGCACAAUAGCCUGCACGGCAAAAAUCUCUGGCGUUCCCGAUCUUCUCCUGACGCUGACGACCCCCGGCGGACAACGAGCGAUCGAUCAAAAAAUGCAACUCCCCGUAUUUCAUCCCUGCGUUCGUCUUGCGCGCUGGAGAGAGCGACCCGGGGAGCUUAGUUUUGUGCCUCCUGACGGAAAAUUUAUACUUGCUGGAUAUGAAGCCGAUCUCCUCCCGAUAGACCCAAGCAUCGACGAACCGCCAAGACAUAUGGAAAAGUUAUUUUUGCCAGCAUUUGUUGCCAUAGAAAAGUCGUUAGGACCGAGUGGAAAGGAUUUUGAAGUUCGCUUGACAUUGAAUACAAGUUUCCCGGGCGUCCGGCCAUUGAAUACAGGACGCACUGGUUCUGGGAGCUCAACACCUUCCUUCCUAGGAGGCGGGGGUAAUAGUAGCAGUCCAUCACUUCCUGUCCUCGACGAGAUCAUUGUCCACGUACCGAUACCCCAAGCUGUCCGAAAUAUAACAGAUAUGCGCCCGAGCCGAGGCGAUGCAGACUAUUCGCCUGGUGACGACCAUCUGGAAUGGCGAAUAUACACCAAAGACAGUGGAUCCGUUUCGGGUACAGCGACAUUACGUUGCACAGUUGUCGGCUAUCAAGAUGAUCUGGAUGCAACUGAGGCCGAAAUUGCAGCCGGUCAAGAAUUAUUACAGGGCUACUAUGAUGCCGAUUCAUACCAGCAAGACCCAACAACAUACACAUCUGAGUCAUACCCAACCGGCGUAUCAUCAAAGUCGCGAAAACCAAAGUCCACAAAAACGAAGAAGAAGAAAUCGAAAUCGAAAAAGGAGUCCAAAGCCAAUACCGCUGUUGAAGGACAAUCUACUCUAAUACCCGACAAGCCAACAAGCUCAUCGCAAACCUCGACACCUCCUCCAUCCACCACCCCUAACCCGACAAACAAUCCACUAUUCAAAGAAAGCGCGUCACGGAAAGAACAAAUCCAUUCCGCUCUCAUGCCAAAAUCUGCGACGGUAUCCUUCUCGGUGAAAGGGUGGCUGCCAUCCGGCAUCCGAGUCGAUAGUAUAAAUAUUGACCCACGCAAGAGUCGGGGGUUGGGUGAAGGGGUACGACCUUAUAAAGGUGUGAAAUAUCUGUGUGUUAGUCGAAGGGGCAUUGAGCGGCGGUUCUAG
Messenger RNA from Talaromyces amestolkiae, 1839 nucleotides. RefSeq lists its product as uncharacterized. The record is from RefSeq and is a predicted model, not a curated record. Gene Ontology annotation, cellular component: clathrin adaptor complex; cytoplasmic vesicle. The transcript has 3 exons. Gene Ontology annotation, biological process: endocytosis; intracellular protein transport. Bases 1 to 1839 code for a protein of 612 amino acids. Lineage: Eukaryota; Fungi; Ascomycota; Eurotiomycetes; Eurotiales; Trichocomaceae.